Messenger RNA from Nycticebus coucang (slow loris), 444 nucleotides. RefSeq names its product cullin-4A-like. Bases 1 to 444 code for a protein of 147 amino acids. The record is from RefSeq and is a predicted model, not a curated record. Lineage: Eukaryota; Metazoa; Chordata; Mammalia; Primates; Lorisidae. The transcript is spliced from 3 exons.
AUGGCAGAAGUGGCCCUGCAGAAGAGUAGCUUCUUGGUGCUCGUGAGUCACACCAGUGGCCUCACCAAGCCCACAGUGCUGGCCUCCAGCUCCGCCAAGCCUGGGAUCUCAGGGGUCUCCAAGAAGCUGGUCAUCAAGAAUUUUCAAGACAGACCCCAGCUGCCCGACAACUACACGCAGGACACAUGGCAGAAGCUCCUCGAGGCUGUGCGGGCAGUCCAGAGCAGCACAUCAGUCAGGUGCAACCUGGAGGAGCUCUACCAGGCUGUAGAAAAUCUCUGCUCCCAUAAAAUCCAGGUUUCUGCAAUCACUCGUGUUGUGAUGGUCAGAGCUUGGUGGCGAAUCUGGAACUACCACCAGGAUGUCAAGAAUGGACACACUGUGGCUCCUUUUACUGCCUGUCUGGAGCCUCAUUCAGGCUCUGGUUCUAAAUUGGAGGAAUGA